CCUCUGCGCGCCGAAGCUCUGGACCUUUCCAAAGCCCGGCGCGAGGGGUGUGCAGGGAGCCCACGCGUUUGGAGAGCCCGGCCCGUGCAGGGCGGCGCUGGGGACUGAGUGCUCGGGUGGCAGGAUCCUAUUCGGAGGACCGAGAGGAGAACCGGGUAGGAGCCGGGGCGGCGGGCAGGCCGAGUGCAGACGCCUGUCCAGCACUCCCCCUCCCCGCGCUCGCCCCAUUGGUGGCGGCCGAGCGAAGGACUCGCGGCUGCGGGGCUCGCGCCUCUGUCAGUGCGGCGGGGCGCGCGAGCGGCGCGGGGUGCGGAGCCGAGGGAAGCCGAGGGGGCGGAAGCGGUCGCGACUCUCGCGCGUGUGCUCGGGCUCCUCACGCGGCGGCCAGGGCCGCCUCUUCCCUCCCGCCCUCCGAGAGCAGACGCGCCGUCGCCCUUCGGUGCCGCGCGGCUUCCUCCAGACCUCGGCGCGGGUGAGCCCUAUUUCUAGAGACAGCUGCUGCUGACCCUGUAACUCAAAGGACAAACUAGCUGGCUAAACUCAUUCUUGGUACUGUGCCCAUGGAGGCCAGAAGAGAGCACUGAAUCUUUUGUAACUGGAGUCACAGUUGUUAUCUGCUUUGUGGGUGCUGGAAGUUGAACCUGGGUCUUCUGGAAGAGUGCCAGUCCUCUUAGCUGCUAAGCCAUCUCCAGCCCAGGGUUUCUCUGUGUAACCUGGCUGUUGUGGAACGUCAUCUGUAGACUGGAACUCAAGAGAUCUGCCUGCCUUCUGCUUUCUGGAGUGCUGGGAUUAAAGGCAUGGAUCACCACCACAUGGCAACAUUCUUUUUCUUAAUACCUACCAGCACUUGACAUUAGACUGGUGAACACCAUGUCCUUGAAGAUUCAGACCAGCAAUGUAACCAACAAGAAUGACCCUAAGUCCAUCAACUCUCGGGUCUUCAUCGGAAAUCUAAACACAGCUGUGGUGAAGAAGUCAGAUGUGGAGACCAUCUUUUCCAAGUACGGCCGAGUGGCUGGUUGCUCUGUGCACAAAGGCUAUGCUUUUGUCCAGUAUGCCAAUGAGCGCCAUGCCCGGGCAGCUGUGCUGGGAGAGAAUGGGCGGGUGCUGGCUGGACAGACCCUGGACAUCAACAUGGCUGGAGAGCCCAAGCCUAAUAGACCCAAGGGGCUAAAGAGAGCAGCAACUGCCAUCUACAGUGGCUACAGCUUUGACUAUGAUUACUACCAAGACUACUUCUGUGCCAGGCUGUUUGAUUAUCGAGGCCGCCUUUCUCCAGUGCCUGUGCCCAGGGCAGUUCCGGUGAAGCGACCCCGUGUUACAGUCCCUUUGGUUCGCCGUGUCAAAACUACGAUACCUGUCAAGCUCUUUGCCCGCUCCACAGCUGUCACUACUGGCUCAGCCAAAAUCAAGUUAAAGAGCAGUGAGCUACAGACCAUCAAAACAGAGCUGACACAGAUCAAGUCCAACAUCGAUGCCCUGUUGGGUCGCUUGGAACAGAUUGCUGAGGAACAGAAGGCCAACCCAGAUGGCAAGAAGAAGGGUGACAGCAGCAGUGGUGGAGGAGGAGGCAGCAGUGGUGGAGGCGGCAGUAGCAAUGUUGGUGGUGGCAGCAGCGGCGGCAGCGGGAGCUGCAGCAGCAGCAGCCGGCUACCAGCGCCCCAAGAAGACACGGCUUCUGAGGCAGGCACACCCCAAGGAGAAGUCCAAACUCGAGAUGAUGGUGAUGAGGAGGGACUGCUAACACAUAGCGAGGAGGAGCUGGAGCACAGCCAGGACACAGAUGCAGAAGAUGGAGCCUUGCAGUAAGCAGCUUAACAGGAGCAUUGGCCACCAGCAGAAGGGCAUCACUGUCUCAGGCCUCAAGCCAGGCACCCAUCUCUGGAUGCCAGUCUAUAGCGGGUACCAGAGGAAAGCUGGCAGCAGUAACUCUCUCCCCAUGCAUCCUAGCCAGUGAGUGCUACAUCCUUUGCAAGUGGAGUUACUGGCCUACCCUUACCCCAUGCAUUCUUCCUGUCUGCACUGCCUGGGCCAAGGGGCAGAAACACUCUGCUCUUCUUCCCCAGGACAUUCCCAGGCUUGGGGUUUUUCUAUAGGUUUGAAAGUAAAGGGGGGAGGGUGGGAAGGGUGGGAGGAACCUGACAAUAAAGAGAUUGGAUCCAAAUAUGCUCUGAGGUGGAAUGGUUUGCUUGUUUAUUUUGUUUACAUGUGUGUACAUGGUAUUAGGUGGUAGACAUGUGUGUGCCACACUAUCUGUAGAGGUCAAAGGACAGCUCUGUGGAGACAGUUUGCUCUUUUCACCUUUAGAUGGGCUUUGGAGAUUGUCAGGCUUGCACAGGAAACACUUUACCCACUGAGUCUUCUCACUGUCUGUAUUUCUAUGAUAAAACACUAUGACCAAAAGCAACUUGGGAAGAACAGGAUAACUUUAUCUUCUACUUCCAGGAAGCAGUCUAUUACUAAGGAAAGUCAGGGUAGGAACCUGGAGGCAAGAACUGAUGAUGAAGGCCAUGGAGGAGUGCUGCUUAAAGGUUUGCUCCAUGGCUUGCUCAGCCUGCUUUCUUAUAGUUGCCCACAUUGGGAUGGAUCCUCCCACAUCAAUCAUCAGUCAGGAAAAUGCAGCACAGGCCAAUCUGGUACAGGUAUCCUGGCUCCUGCCCACCAGAAAGCUGCUAUAUUGAACACUUUUAUUCUCCACUAACUUCUCUUCUCCAGGGAACACUUUCUUGUCCAAUACUGAACCAUUAGCACCAGUAUUCCUUUGCUAAAAUGAGUAAAGUUAAGCUUGAUGGCUAUAAUCCCAGCACUGAGAGAGAGAGAAGCAGAAGGGUCAGUUAGUUCAUAACUGGUCAGGACUACAUGAGACCUUGUUUCAACAACAACCUAUAAAUGUACCUGUCAUUUUUAGAUCUUUAAUGCAACUCUAGAAUCUAAAUUGCUUGCAGCAAGAAAUAGCUUUAUUUAUUCCAAAAUGGUAAUGUAACAGGGUUUUUUUGUUUGUUUGUUUUGUUUUGUUUUUUUAAGCUGCUCAAGUAGCAUGGAACUGUAAUCCCAGAACUGGUUAGGUAGAGGCAGGAGAACCCAAAGUUCAAGGUCAUCUUGGUUAUAUAACAAGUUUGAGGCUAGCCUACAUUAUAAGAGACUCUGUUUCAAUAAACACAGACAAACAGUAAAUAAGGUUAAAAUAAGGUAACUGUGCAGGUGCUGAGCUGGCGCCAAGCAGUCAUAGGCCAUCUGUCACCCAGCAGUUGGCCACAGCCUCAUCUUUGUACAGCUUCUUAGUCUGGUUUUGGCUCAAAGGAUUCAAGAAUUCUCCACUUUCUCUGUUGCCUUAGAAUGAUGAACUUUGUAUUAGAAUUUGUCCUCUCUUCAGCUUCUUGGAGCUGUUUUAUGUCACUUCCUAACAAGGUAGGCUUGUCUUUUGUUGUUGCUAGCUAUCCUAAUAGGCUUUAUUUUUCAUUCUGUCUAGACCCCCUUUUCUAUAAAAUACAAAUAUCCCUAUAGAGUCGAAAAGGCUUUUCCCCUUUUGGUAAAUGUGGGCCAUUUGUUCUACUCUAUCACUGCAAUUUUGGGCAUGCUGGCAAUUAACACAUCUUAAGUUUACAGUCCCGUUACGAUCAUGUGUCUGUCGCAUGAGCUAAAGAAAGACAAGGUUCUGUAGAUGACUGUAGACAUUUAACUUGAGAGGGUACAGUGCAGAAGGCUGGCUACCAGGAGAACGUAUACCAAGAAUUUGGAAUAUGUUCCUUAUCCAGGGUCCCCAUAGACCAGACCAUCUGAAUUAAGCAGACCAAAAAGCCACAAAUAGCCCAGAAAGUGUUAACUAACUUGCAUUCUCCUUAUUCAGUUAGAUAGAUGUGCCAUCCAGGAUCCCAGGAAUGUGGAUUAGGUUGAGGGUGUAGGACAGCAUCCACCUAGCAAGUACAAAAACUCAAGGUCUGAUCAUCUACACCCAACCUGGGAGGCAGUGUUAAAUUAGAGACCAGCAGUAAUACUAUUUUGAACAAGUGAGUUACCAAUGUUAAAGUUUCAUACAGGUUUUGAUGACAGAUGAGACAUCAAACACUCCAGACCAAGGCAAACAUCAGAAUUUACCUGAGAUAUUUUAAGAUCAUAGCCCCUCUGGGCAUUAAGAGCUUUUAUUCACUGUUAUAGCCAAAAGCCCUUUAAGCCAGGAAUUCUAUGAAUAUCCUUCAUGGAAACCCCAGAGUUGUUUUUUCGAGACAGGGUUUCUCUGUAUAGCCCUGGCUGUCCUGGAACUCACUUUGUAGACCAGGCUGGUCUCGAACUCAGAAAUCCUCCUGCCUCUGCCUCCUGAGUGCUGGGAUUAAAGGCGUGCGCCACCACACCUGGCUUGUUAUUUCUAAUUUUAAACUAUUAAGAAAGGAACAGAUUUUUACUAAGCAUUUAUACAAUUUUGUUAUAGUUCCAUGAAAAUAAGAACACAUACAUAUUUCCAAAAACCUUAAAAAUUUUCUUUAAAUAUGAACAACUUGCAAAAUGUAAUAUUUUAGCUGCAAAACCCAGUAAGAUUUAAAUUUUAUGUGUAUGAGUGUUUUGCUUGCAUUAAUAUCUACAACACUUCUGCUCCUAGUGCCUGCAGAGGGUGCCGGAUCCCCUGAAAGUGGAGGAGCUACAGAUGGUUUUGAGCUACUACGUGGGUGCUGGGAACCAAUCCUGGGUUCUCUAGAAUAGCUAAGUCAUUAUUCCAUCCCCAUUUCUGAAGCAAUUUGUAACUAGACAACCUUGAGAGUAUCCAAAUACUCUUAGUUUGUUCCAUUGACUAUUUGAGACAAUUUAAGUCUUUGGGGGUGGGGGCUUUAAAAGGUGAUUUGUCUAUGGGGUUCAAGAGAUCUCUGCUUAUCUUGAACAUUUGCCUAGUUGUCUCACUAGCUUCAAGCUUGGGAGAUUGUACACAGAUCUUAUGUUACCAAUUUUAUCUAUUAUUUCCCAUUUGAACAAAUCAAACUUAAAUUCUCAGGACUGCCAUAGGUCUUUUUCAGCCAUUCAUGGCUGACAAGUAUGUUAAAUGAGUCCAGUUACAUGAGUGGCAACAGAAAUAGUCUCAUCAGCAUGGGACUGUAGGACAGUACUUCCAUUUUGCUGACCUUGUUUGUUACUGUUUUGGGAAAUGGCCUCUUGGUUUAGCUGUUGUCCUGGUCAUUUCAGUACAUGUUUCUGCACUAGUUGUCUGCUCUUUAGGAACUGAAUCUAUACAGCAGAACUUCUUCUGCCUAGUUUUUGACUACAAGGUAUGAUAGAAAAUUUGAUUCUGGGUGUGGGACAGUAUUCAGGCCUGAGUUUUCAGAUUUGUCAAGGCCUGUCUCAGCCUCCUGAGUGCUGAGAUUACAGACAUGUGCCUCCACACAUGCCUCACUUUUGUUUAUACUCAGCUUUUGCACUGAGUUCUAUAGAAUGUGUGUACUGAGAAAGGGUAGGAUAGAGAUUUCAUGGCUAUUCUGCUAAAUUCUUCACAGGCACUGCUUAUUUGCUUAUCAGAGAUGCACAUCCUGUUAAUAUAUACUGGGAACUGACAAUUGCCUAAGAUCAUGUCACUUGAGAGUCAUAAUGUAAAUCUACUUGAAGCCUACAUGACUGAAAAUCCUGAUUUUUUUUUUUUAGUCUCUUGGGCCUUCCUCUGCAUUCCCAGUGUUCUUUGCUUAACUCCCUUUAAUGCCUGUCUCUCUACAUUCGUCUCCACUCCUAAUUUUUUCCAUGGUAAUAUGAGCUACCAUUAAUCCCGCCUUAGGUUUCAGGCAUGUUCCACUCACAUUCCAACAAAAGGGUAGCUGUGAACCCCAUGUAACUGAGUUGCAUGAAAUAUAGAAUGUCAUGUUUUAAAAUAAACUUAUAAUUCUGUUGUACCAUAUUUACAUUCUUUGGGUAUGCCUAGGCACUCUUUCACAUUAGAUUAAAAAGGUUUUCAUGUU
This is a messenger RNA of Mus musculus (house mouse), 5930 nucleotides long. It is a transcript of the gene Raly, whose product is annotated as hnRNP-associated with lethal yellow. Gene Ontology annotation, molecular function: RNA binding; nucleic acid binding. NCBI's taxonomy places the organism in Eukaryota, Metazoa, Chordata, Mammalia, Rodentia, Muridae. Gene Ontology annotation, cellular component: nucleus; catalytic step 2 spliceosome; nucleoplasm. The record is from RefSeq and is a predicted model, not a curated record. The transcript is spliced from 12 exons. Bases 871 to 1809 code for a protein of 312 amino acids.